Messenger RNA from Myzus persicae (green peach aphid), 2602 nucleotides. RefSeq names its product facilitated trehalose transporter Tret1-like. The transcript has 6 exons. NCBI's taxonomy places the organism in Eukaryota, Metazoa, Arthropoda, Insecta, Hemiptera, Aphididae. Bases 639 to 2153 code for a protein of 504 amino acids. Gene Ontology annotation, molecular function: transmembrane transporter activity. Gene Ontology annotation, cellular component: membrane. The record is from RefSeq and is a predicted model, not a curated record. Gene Ontology annotation, biological process: transmembrane transport.
AUUAGCAUUGUAACGUCACCGCGACCAGUGUAUUUCCCGUGGUCGCGGCGUGGUGUUUUCCUCGCGGUCUCCGUAGACUUUAACGAUUUCGCCGAUACGCCAAGGUGUUUCUCUCGAGUCCGUUUUUGUAUUCACUCAUUGCAAAUCAAAAAAAUAUUAUUCUAGAUCGCCCACAAUACGCCGCAUUCGGAAACGACUCGGCAGACGUAUAUAACAGCACCAGAACAAAAUCGAUCUCCGUCAUAAUAAUACAAUUAUUAUUGCUAUCAUACGAUCAACGAGUUCGGUUCUUGCAAUUACCGCGAUGAUAUUGUUAUUAUAAUGGUGAUUUCUCAGUGAUACAAUCAUAACAAUAACAUUAUGUAUAUCAAACUCGACGUUCCGCCAGUCUUCAAACAGAUAUAAUGUGUAUUAUACACGAUCACUGCGUACUUCCUCACUACAGCGGGUCCACGAGAAGAAGCAAAAUAAAUAAAUAAAAAUGCAUAUUUACUAAAUUAUGUUCUCGGCGUGCCAACUCUAAUAAUUGAUUAUUGGUACAUCGUACAUACGGUUAUAGACACAACAACAACUGGCUUUGUGAUGUACACACUUUUUAGUAUAGGUACUAUAUAGUUCUUCAAAUAUUUAUUUGGUUAAUGUUGACGCUAGUUAAUAAAUUAAACAUUUUAACUUUUCCAACAGUCAUUGGUUUAAAUCAUCAUAGACAUCCAUUCUGUCUAUCGGACGUUUUAAAAGAUGUACAUAACACGGCGAACAUACGCACAAACACAAUACUAUCGAACUCUGCCUAUAAUCAGGUGGAGAUGUUCGCCGCGUCCGGACCUCUGAUUGUGACUCUCGGUUCCGGGAUGACCGUCGGAUUUUCUGCCGUACUGUUACCGCAGCUCAAGGACGACCGAUCGACCAUCAAAAUCAGCAGCCAUCAAGAGUCGUGGAUAGCCAGCAUGGCAGCGCUGCCGAUGGCCGCAGGCAGUGUGCUAGGUGGCUUGGCCAUGGACAGGCUGGGCCGGAAGACGACCAACCUGCUCAUCUGCGUGCCGUUUGUGCUCGGCUGGACGGCCGUUUCGAUGGCCACCGGCGUAACGGGCGUGUACGCGGGCCGGCUGAUGACGGGCUUGAGCACCGGCCUGCUUGGCCCGCCAACGGCAGUGUACAUUGCCGAGGUGACGGAGCAGCGUUACCGGGGCGCUGCGCUGGCCAUGAUUUCGUUCUCGGUAUCGGCCGGUAUACUGGUCGUCCACACGAUGGGCACGUUCCUCGGCUGGCGGCUGGUGUCAGCCCUGUGCUCGGUCGUGCCGUUCGCCGGCUACGUGCUCAUAUGGUUCACGCCUGAGUCGCCUGUCUGGCUGCGCGAGGAUGAGGAAAGACGCCGGCGCCGUCGAACCGCUGCAGUCUGCGACCACGCUAGUAGUGGCAUACCGUCGCGGCCACCGCCGGAAGUCGAUCCGCAGCCGCCGCUACAGGCCGUCAAGCCGACGGCGCGCCAGUGCUUCAGUAGGCCAUCGUUUCUGGGGCCGUUGGCCGUACUGUCCGCGUUCUUUUUCGUCCAACAGUUCUCGGGUGUCAACGCGGUGGCCUUCUACUCGGUGACGCUGCUCAAGCGUGUUGGGCCCGAUCUCAACGAGUACCACUGCACCAUGGCCCUGGACGUCAUCCGGCUGGCCGUGUCCGUGCUGGCGUGUGGCCUAACCAAGCGGUUCGGCCGCCGGCCGCUGGCCGUCGUCUCAGCAGUAGGCACAUGCGCAUCUCUGAUUUGCCUGGCCGCCUCGGUCCGCGACGCAGGUGCCCCUGUCACCGCGGGUAGCGUGGCUGUUCAUGCAGUCCCGGCCCCGGCGACCACCGCCAGCCUGGCACCCGUUCUGUCCAUCGUCGCGUACAUGGUGUUCGUCAACAUCGGGUUGGUGCCGUUGCCUUGGAUCAUGUCCGGCGAGAUGUUUCCCGGGUACUGCAGAGAACUCGGCAGCGGCCUAUCCACGUGCUUUGGGUUCAUCAUGUUCUACACUGUGAUCCAAAUCAGCCCUUAUCUGCUGACCAACAUUGGUACGUCGAUGACGUUUUACAUUUUCGGCACCGUGUCCGGUGUCGGUGCUUUAUUCCUCUAUCUGUGUCUUCCGGAAACCAAAAACAAGUCAAUGGAAGAUGCGACGUGACGAACCGCUUGAUAAAUGGCAACAGUCCUACAUGAAUAAAUAGCGUCAUUGUAUCGUUUCUGGACGGAACCACGGACGAAAAUGUACGUUGUUUAUCGUUUGGCCGGGAGAUCUCGCAUGGUGUGUGUUUUUAUACCGUUGGAAUCAUCAGAAAUAAACCAUAAAAAUGUUACCGGCUUUACCAUAAUGUAUUUAAGCCGAUCGUUUAGUAAAAUACACGAUCUUAGUUAUUAAAAAAUAAAAUUCUAUUAUUAUUAUACCUACUUCUCAUUUUGUGAUUUUAUAUUAUGUUUAUAUUCAAAAAGUAGUCAAUAAAAGUAAAUUAUUAUUUUAUUAUGUGCGUAUUAUAAUUUAUAUUAACCUACAAGAUACUAUGAUAGGUACGAUAUGCUAAUAUUAUAAUCACAUGUACACAAUUAUUAUAAUAUAAUUAUUAUUAUGUAUGUGCA